Molecule: messenger RNA, 1877 nt
Organism: Lingula anatina
Lineage: Eukaryota; Metazoa; Brachiopoda; Lingulata; Lingulida; Lingulidae
Product: dual specificity protein phosphatase 3
Biological process (GO): negative regulation of MAPK cascade; protein dephosphorylation
Cellular component (GO): cytoplasm
Molecular function (GO): protein tyrosine/serine/threonine phosphatase activity; MAP kinase phosphatase activity
Source: RefSeq, a predicted model, not a curated record
AUAAUGCGCCAUCUACUGGAAAGUCUAACAGCGUUAGAGUUUGUAAACAAAUACACGUAGAGAAAGGCCGCGUGGAAGGCGCUUAUAUUGAAUGGAUUGACUCACUAUAUUGAUCACUUGAUAUUGGAAUAAAUCGGUAUGCUGACAUCAUACAACAUAGCAUACCAUACUGUGAUUACAUCAGCGGUAUGCCAUUGUAGAGCUUUGAAGUUACCAUUACUCACAAAGAACUGCACUUUUUAUAGCAUUUAUUGUGACUUUUUAAGUGAAUCUUUGUCCUUGUUGUGACUGUGUGUGUCACUGCAGGUAGGGAAAAGUUGUGAAGAUUCCUGCAUCAUUUUCGUUUUAAAAUUGCUUGAAAUGGCAGAGAGGGUAUCUAGUCCUUGCACUGUGGAAAAACUGAAGAAAAUUAUCCAAGAUGUACGGCCGUCUUCCUCAAGACCUCCUGACAAGACUAAGAACAGGAAAGACCCAACCUGGUCAGCCAUUCUGCAGAUACAGGCACAUUCCAUGACUAACAGAUACAAUGAGGUGUAUCCAGGGAUUUUCCUCGGCGAUCACUCAUUAGCCAAAAAUAAAGAAGAACUUGUCUCCCUGGGUAUAACUCAUCUUCUUAAUGCUGCAGAGGGAACAAAAUUCAAUCAGAUCAGUACAAAUCAGGAAUAUUACCAGGACGUAAAUAUUAAAUAUUUUGGAAUCCAUGGUCAGGAUGUUAUGACUUUCAAACUGUCCAAGUAUUUCAAAGAAGCUGCUGAUUUCAUAGAUGAAUGCUUGAAAUCUGGAGGGAAAAUAUACGUCCAUUGCUUUGAAGGAGUCAGUCGAUCUGCCACAUUGGUGACGUCAUAUCUCAUGUUAAAGCAGGGCCAGACUGCCGUGGAUGCACUGACAUUACUGAGACAAAAGAGGGAGGUCAUGCCAAAUACAGGAUUCAUGAAACAGUUAUGUGAACUGGAUGAAGAAUUACGAGUGCACUGACAUUACUGAGACAAAAAAGCUAAGUCAUGCCAAAUACAGGAUUCAUGAGACGGUUAUGUGAACUGGUAGGUGAAUAAGAGGAAAAAAAUCUAUAUUAUAAUAGCAGAUCACCCAAAGUCUCCAUUUCACGUUUUUCUCCCAAACUACAAUGAACUGUUGACUACUGACAGGUGUUAGCAAUACCUUAGGGCAGUGGAAAGAUAGUGGCCACAGUUUGAAUUUGAUUACAACUGUUAAAAGUAUAUUUUGAAGGCAUUUGAUGACCCAAUGGUAAUGUCCUUGGCUGCCAUACAUGGCGGAGUGGGUUAGAUUUCUACUCAGUCCCUUUUUUUCUUUCAUUUUUUUAAUAUUAUUAUUAUUAUUAUUAUUAUUAUAGUUACAAAACCUUUGACUCAGGGCAAGUGUGGAAAUAAGACUUUCACACAGAAUAUUGUACAUAAAGAGAUUCUAUAAAUUGUGUAUACUAAUCUCUUCUCAUGGUUCAAUGACUGAUGUGAUGGGUAUCAGCUAGUUGUUAUAAAUUCUGCAACUUGAAUGACAUGUCAACGUUUGGUUUAUGUUACAUCUCCAGGAGCUGGGUGAAGAAUUUUAUUAAUAAUUAUAUAAUAAUGAUAAUAAUUUAAAUAUUUAUCUAAUGUAUAGCACCCUCAAUUUCUUACAUUUCAGUGCACUUUACAAUUAUAAUAUAAAGAAUUACAGUACUUAAAUACAGACUUACUUUUAAAGCUUAAAAACAUUAAUCAUAAAAACUUUAAAAAGGACUAAUUUUAAGAGAGGCUUUUAAACUGUCAAUUACCUUCGCAUCUUAUAUAAAAAGGCAGUUCAUUCCACAAAUUUGGGGCUAAAACAAUAGAAGCUCUGCCUCUGUAAAGUUUGUUACAGUCCCUCUCUAUUUCACAGUG